This is a messenger RNA of Sphenostylis stenocarpa, 474 nucleotides long. NCBI's taxonomy places the organism in Eukaryota, Viridiplantae, Streptophyta, Magnoliopsida, Fabales, Fabaceae. The record is from the annotation of a GenBank genome assembly.
AUGGCAGACCUUCUCCACCACUCUCCUUCAUUCUUCAAACCGCCCCAAAACUCAACCAUCUUCGCCAUCAGAGACUCAGCAAUCAGAAACACCUCACAUCCUCUUUGGUUCCUCAAAACCCUCCUCCUCUACCACACCACCACCUACAACCCCUUCUCCUUCCACGACCUCCUCAACAUGUCCCAAGGAACCUGCCUCACAACUCUCCUUCGCCACAAAAACAUCUCCCUCACCAAAGUUGACCGUGCACGAAACUCCGUCGAGAUUAACAACGUGACUCUCUUGAAGACGCUCGUGCCUGAUGAGCAUCUUGAAAUUGAUGGGAUUCUGGAUUUCGUGACAGGCAUGGUUGUUAAUGGUGUUGAGAUUGUGGCACCUGACAUGAUCACUUCGGAGAAGUUCGUGUUUCACCUCUACCAUUUUAUUGACACUAAAGUUUCUGGUCCAGUACAGAAUGAAUCGUUGACUAAUUGA